CUUCGUUAGCCCCUCCUUCGCCAACAUCUUGCACUUGUCAAGGAAAAAACUCGCAUUCGCACACUUACAAACAUACAGCAGCACUCGAAGCAGCCAGCAGCAAUAGGACAUCACACCACUGCAUUGCGCGCAAGCAGUUCUUUACACUACUGAGCACACGACUGUACCACAGCGCAGCAACAAAAAAAAAGCCUUCCAGAACCAAGCUAUGACGGCUUUCUCGAACAGAGGCGGGCGUGGCUGGGGCCGCGGCGGUCAUGGUGGAGAUGGAGACAGCGGCGGCGCGGGCAAGGGCCAAGGAGCGGGUAGAGGGCAUCUUGACCAAGGUGAUGCUGGCCGUGGUCGUGGCCGCGGUCGCGGUCGCGGACAGAUUACAGACGCGCAAAGGGCCGAGAUUGUAUUGGCGAGACGGCCCACAACCAUCCAGGUUACAGGGGACGGUACUGACGAUGUGAUCGUAGCGGCAGCUGCAGACCAGCAGCUACAGCACUUGGCUAGCUUCUACUUGAGAAAGGCGGAUUUCACGGGCUUUCGGGGCCAAAAGCAGAUCCGCAGCUUCGUUAACUCCUGUCUGAUCAACCUUUCGAACCAUCACACCAUCGACACUUCGGGCUGUGUGACGGGCUUGGCAUCAACGUCUGGUCGCGCUCGCCUUUCAGAGAUUAUGGAGAUGCCGAUGGACAUCGACGCCGGCGACAGCAACAAUGCUCUCUCGUUCCAGUUCGCGAUCUUGCCGUUAGUCGGGGUCCUCACACGUGAGUCUGUAUGCCAGUCUACCAUGACCAGCGAGACAGGGCUGAUUUAUGCGAACGUCUACCUCCAUCGGGAUCCAUUCUUGAGUCGGAUCCUUGAUUGUAUGGACCAACUCCUGGAUCGAGGUUCGCUAGAAGAUACCAGUGUCAUGGGAGCACGGUUGGCUAUGGAUCGAUCCAUCUGCCAAGUGACAUCCCUGCAACGCGCGUUGCUUGCCAUCACUCGACUGAUAUAUCAGCUGAUAAAGCGCAUCAAGGACGCCAGGUACGAGAUGGUCGACAUGAUCAGACUGCUGCAAGAGCAGCGGAGCAAGUGCCGUAAAGCCUCAAGGGACACCCGAGAGAACGAUUUUAUCCAGAGCAUCCUGGACGCAGACAUUUCGAGGCUCCAGAGAAUCGUUGCUGAUACGCAGGGGACUAUCAUCCAUGAGGGCGGUCUCUUUGGCCCGAGCUCGUCAUCUCGAUCCAUCGGAGAUCAUGCACCCAACCUGGUUCAUCUGAAAAUGGCCUACAAUCCCCCAGGUCAGCUGUCCCCGGACGGCCCCAGGCACGACAAUGACCACGAGCUCGUCAAGGAUAUCAAGGUCCAUCCAACGCAGAGGGAGAUUACAUGCUCCCGUCUGCCAUUCCUGCCGUCGAACUGUGUGCCCGAAGCACCCCAUUUUCUGCCACAUGGCUGGAGACGCCAAUUGGACAUCCAUUUCCGGCUAUUGAGAGAAGAUAUGCUGAGUUCCCUCAAGAAGGGGGUAGUUUCAUUUUUGACUGCCCUGGAGAAGACCGACAGAUGGAACGACGAGGACUUGUUGCGGCAGAGAGGACUCCGGAAGCUGCUCGAUAAUAGCGUCAGUCUGAACGUUUACGGAGAUGUGCAGUUCCACGGCAUGGACUGCAAGAAGAAACUGGGAGGCUCCAUCGAAAUUUCAUUCACCCAGCCUGCUCAGAUCCUGGGCGCCGGGCAGCGACGUCGAGCCGAGUUCUGGGAGAAGUCGCGCAGACGUCUGAUGCAUGGUGCGCUUGUGUGUAUUGUUAGUCGCCCAACAAGCACCGAGACAGAGCCUGGAUAUGAUGGCCCUGCAUUCCAGAUGGUCCUCGGAGUGAUCACGAGUCGCGACAUUGGAGCUCUGUCCAAGGACGAGGAUGCUGCACGCAUCCAGAUUUCUUUAACCGACCCCAAGACGUACUUGCAGAUACUGAACUCGAUGGCCUUGCCCGAAGAUGGAAACCGUGAGCAGUGGUUCCUGGUCGAAACCAACGGCGGGUUCUUUGAGGCUUACCGACCGGUGUUGCAAGCGCUUCAGAACUGUGAGCCUGCGACCCUUCCUUUCGGGAAGUAUAUCGCUCCGACCGAACACGAAUAUAACACCAGAUUGGACGCUGGCGGCAAGGUCGACCCACCGCUGUAUGCGCGUGCUCCGGGAUUCACCUUUGAUCUGUCCGUCCUCGUCAAGGAUCAGGAACUCCGUUUGGAUGCAGGCGAUCCACAGUCGGUCGAAAAUGCUGUGCACAUGCUCCAGCGGGAAAGUACUCUCGAUGACACGCAAGCAUCCGCCUUGGUCGAAACUCUUUGCCGAGAAGUUGCGCUGAUCAGCGGGCCGCCCGGGACUGGCAAGACCAAGAUCGGAGUGGAUCUAAUGCGAGUCCUAUUGCACAACAAGCAAGCGAUGAACUGUGGACCUAUCCUCUGUAUCUGCUACACGAAUCAUGCACUGGAUCAGUUCCUGGAGCACCUACUGGACGAAGAUAUUACCCAAAUUGUCCGCAUUGGCUCCCGGUCCAAAUCUGAGAGGCUCGAACAGUACAAUCUGGAAAGCCUCAUGAAAGCCCAUGAUAAACCCUACAGCGUUCGCCAGGCGCUUUGGAUGGCUAAAGAAGAGUGCGAAAAGCUGGCAGAUAAUAUUACAAAGGUGGAGAAUGCACUCCGCUGUCCUCAUCUUGUCUGGGAGUACUUGUCGCCCUUUUUAAUGGCCAAGAAUUUCGACCAAUGGGAGCAGCUCGCUAGCGGCACUCCACACGACGAUUACAAAUCUGACGCAGCAUCCGAUAGCGAUAGCGAUCGCGAUGUCUAUAGCUAUGAGGAUUACUACGCUCCUGACGAAUCUGAUCCAGAGGCUGAGGACCAAGAUUUCGCCACGCCACUCGACAAUGAUCCUUUGUCUGAGAAGGGAGGCUAUACGAGGGUCGAAAGAAAGAAAAAUAAGCAGCCAGCACAUCCAUACGUUCAAUGGGCGAUGUGUGCAGAUAUUCAGAGCAAAAUCCGAUGGAACCAGAGUGUCAUUGAGCAGGAAGAGUUGAAACAGGAUGGCGCCAAUCAUAACUACUUCGGCCUCCUGGCAGAUGGUAUGCCAACUUUGAAGCCAACCCUCCUGCAGAUCCCCGAUAGAGAUCGACCCUUGGCACUUUUGACCGGCAAUGUCUGGAGGAUGUCCAUGAGAGAGCGAGGACGUUUGAUCGAGUCGUGGAAACCGGAGGUGCAGGCUUUCAUGAUGGACGAGCUGGAGGGACUCCUGGAGAAGGUCCAGAAGAUUAUGAGCGCCAAGAACAACGCGUUCGACGAUAUCCGCCGCACCAUUAUACGGGGGUCGUCUGUUGUUGGCAUGACAACCAGUGGUGCCGCGAAAAUGCAGGCCUUGAUCGAAGCAGUCGCUCCGAACAUCAUAAUCUGCGAGGAAGCUGGUGAGGUCCUCGAGUCCCACAUACUGGCCGCGCUUUCAGCUUCCACCCAGCAUUUGAUCCUAAUCGGAGACCACCUGCAACUCCGUCCCCAGAUCGAGACAUAUACCCUGUCAUCAGAUUCCACCGUUGGUCAGAACUACAACCUCGACAAAUCACUGUUUGAGCGACUGGUCACUGACAAGAAGAGCCCUCUACCACUAUCGCACCUGACUAUUCAGCGACGCAUGCGGCCCGAGAUCUCGAGCUUAAUCAGGAAUACGCUUUAUCCCGACCUAGUUGAUGAAAAGCGAGUCCUCGAGUAUCCCAAUGUGAGUGGCAUGGGUGCCAACCUGUACUUCAUGGACCAUGCACACGCCGAGGACAGCAAGGAUCAGUACGGCAUGCAGUCGUUCGCCAACUCUUUCGAGGUCAGGAUGGUUGGGGCACUGGCACAGUACCUGAUCAAGAAUGGAUAUGACAAGCCUGGGGACAUUGCAGUCCUGACACCGUAUCUCGGCCAACUUUCGAAGCUCCGGGACCAUCUGCGGAAAAGCUUUAUUCUCGUUAUCGACGAGCGAGACCAGGAACAGUUGAAUCAAAGGGACCAAGAUAUGGAACAGGGCGAGACCCCCGAUAAAGAGGCUAACGAACAUAUCGGCGUAAGGAACAUCUCUCUUCAGAACCACCUUACUCUGCGGACUAUCGACAACUACCAGGGCGAGGAGGCCAAGAUUGUCAUUAUCUCCCUUGUUCGCAGUAAUGUCAAGCGGGAUGGAGCCAUGGCAGCAUCGAGUUCCAUCGGAUUCCUCAAGUCUCCCAAUCGCACCAAUGUUCUCCUGUCUCGAGCACAACAUGGCAUGUACUUGAUUGGGAACGCAGAACACAUGAGGCAGACCAAGGAUAAUCAGUCACUGUGGCCAGAAAUUAUUGAAGAGUUAGAAGAUGGAGAACGCUUGGGCGAUGGCUUCCCUAUUAUCUGCAGGAACCAUCCUGACAUCAAGAACGUCGCAGACAGCCCUGAGAUCCUUCAGACUGUGGCCCCGAACGGAGGAUGCACGGCGAAGUGCGGGGCAAACAUGCCCUGCGGCCAUGUCUGCCCCCUCAGCUGCCAUCCUGAUGACAAAGACCAUCUUCUGGUCAAGUGUUUCCAGCCGUGUCCACGCCUCCACGCGGACUGCGAACAUGUAUGUCCAAAAUUCUGCGGCGAGAAGUGCGGAAGCUGCAUGGAGAUUGUGGCGGACAUUAUGCUUCCAUGUGGCCAUGUCCUUCAGCAGGCCAGAUGCUACCAGGCCAAGGAUCCUUUGAAGAUCAUCUGCAAGGUCAAGGUCACUCAAAACCUGCCAAACUGUGAGCACGAGCACGAGAUGAACUGCUGGGAGGAUCCGAACAAGAUCGUUUGCCGCAAGUCCUGUGGUGCAAUACUCGCCUGUGGGCAUGAAUGUACUCGUCCGUGCUCCGAUUGCCAAAAGGCAUCACCCGGUUGGGUACGAGAGGAAGAUGCACCAGUCGCGCGGAUCGACCGUACCGUCCAUGGUAGCUGUCAGAAGGAGUGUGGAAGAAUUCAGUUCUGCGGCCACGCUUGCACGUCUAAAUGCCAUGGCAAAUCCCCCUGCCGCCCCUGCCAGCAGAAAUGUGAGAUCUUUUGCGCUCAUUCUCGAUGUAAGCAGAAGUGUAACGUGCCAUGCGCUGCAUGCUGUCACCGCUGUGUGUGGGAGUGCAAGCAUCAGGGUCAAUGCGACAUGCCUUGUGGAGCACCUUGCGACCGACUUCCGUGCAACAAACGGUGCGACAAGGAACUCAAGUGUGGCCAUCAAUGUCCUUCUAUUUGCGGUGAGAAAUGUCCUUCGGAAAAGUUCUGUGUCGAGUGCAAGGACCCUUCAACCAUGGGUCAGAUUGUCGACCUGAUCAUGCAGCAAUCGCUCGCUGAGGUCGAUAUCGAUGACGACCCGAUCCUCGUUCUUGCGUGUGGACAUGCCCUGACAAUGACCACACUGGAUGGAAUGAUGGGAAUGUCCGAGUACUACGUUGCAGAGACGGACAAGAAGACAGGCGAUGUUCAAUAUGUCGGCAAGAAGGAUCUGACGAACGAUGAAGUGCCCCAAGUGUCGUGUCCCAACUGUCGCAAGCCCAUCAUUGGAAUCUUGAGAUAUGGCCGCAGGGUCAAAUGCUCACAACUGCGACUACGCUCACACAAGCACGAGAUUGCCCAAGCACGAACCAUGGUCAAUGCGCAGAAGGCAUUUAAUAUGGCACAAGUCUUGGUCGGACAAAGGAAAAGUGCGUUCCUUGCCUCCCUUACUCAGGCUGAAGACUGCCCAGAGUCGCCGAAUCCCAUAUUGAGAAUCCUUGGGAGUUACGAUGACAAGAACAUCCAGCUGCCGAACAGUGAUUUCAGGUCGAUUGCAAAGAUUUAUAGCAUUCCUAAGGCGCAUGCCGACGCAUGGAGCAAGCUGGUUGCACCAGCUGCGGGAUCUCUUCAAUAUUUCGGAGACAUCAUCAAGCGGGCUUGCGAUUCACCUUCGAAGCUGCUCUUUGACGCAGCAGUGUCUCACCUCUACAGGAUCAAAACUGCUCCAACUUACGACCUAUCGAAGGACCUUGUCACCCGUCCAUUUUUGCGAAAGGAUGCGGUAACUGCCUCUGAUAUCAUCCAAGUAUGCGUCAUCGAGUGCGGCCUUCCGAGAGAUGGCUUUAGCGGCGAUGGAUAUGUCAACGCGUUGCACGAGCGGAACAGCGUUUUGAUUUUGGUCCUUGCGCUGGCGUUUGCGGCUAUGAACAAGAUCGGCGCCUCCUCCGGGUGGUAUUGGUUCGUCGAGGACUUGCUGAAGUGUGCUCGAGUUCACAUCGAAAAACUGAAGGCAGCCACGUUGAAUGGGCGCUAUGAUCGAAAGGCGGCGUAUGCACGCAUUAUCCACAUGGAGGUGAUCUAUAGAGAGACCCAAUGGUUGGGUCUGAGGACGUUCCCGAGGGAGGAGGAGGCGAUGAGGGAGCGUCUGAAUAAGGUCGACGGUCUUGUGGAAAAGUUCAUGGCUGAGCACAAGGCAAUCAAGGAUCAUUGUCCGCUCGGUAUCAAGGACGAGUGUGUGGCUAGGGCAGCAGAGCUGGAGGCGAACGUUGUGGCGGCUGUCAAGAUUGCCCGCGGUGAGAGUCCCUAUUCACCCGUGACAAAGGAGGAGAAGUUGCAGCUGUUCAAGGCGAUGAGUAGGGAGCUGGGCGGAGCUGGACACUGGUACCGCUGCCGAAAUGGCCACACGUACGUCAUUGGAGAGUGCGGCGGUGCCAUGCAGGAGGCGAUCUGCCCCGAGUGCGGAACCCCAGUAGGAGGAACCGGACAUCGACUUCUGGGCGACAACACGCGCGACGAGGAAUUCGAGGCGAUGUACGGCACUGCCCUCGGCCACUAGUGACUUCAGUUACGAAAUUUCAUAGUGAGGAUCUCUGUUCGUGAAUGGCGGGCGCCACAUCAUCUGUACAAGGAAUAUCAGAUAAUUAAAAAAAGGGUUUUCAUCUCCUUCGCAUUAUUGGGCGACUGAUUUAGUCAAUACCGCUCUAGAGCGCUGGAGAAAGUGAUUUUUUUUUUUUGCUGGAGAAAAUGCUUAUUGAUUUGCAUGGGCUGA
Messenger RNA from Gamsiella multidivaricata, 7021 nucleotides. RefSeq lists its product as uncharacterized. The record is from RefSeq and is a predicted model, not a curated record. Gene Ontology annotation, biological process: regulatory ncRNA-mediated heterochromatin formation. The transcript has 6 exons. Gene Ontology annotation, molecular function: zinc ion binding; helicase activity. The coding region runs from base 209 to 6808 and encodes 2199 amino acids. Gene Ontology annotation, cellular component: nuclear RNA-directed RNA polymerase complex; nucleus. Lineage: Eukaryota; Fungi; Mortierellomycota; Mortierellomycetes; Mortierellales; Mortierellaceae.